AUGGGAAGUAUACAAGCGUACGGAAGGCUAAUCUUCACUUCCUGCUGUGACACGGACAACUGCAACAUUAACAACACUAAAGUGUCACCUCGUGCUGGCUCUUUGCAGUGCUACGGCUGCAACAUAUACGACAAUUUCUGUACUGCCAAUGUGACCUGCAAGGAACAUGAGACCUGCUUCCAAUCAUCACAAAGCCCAUAUAACGAUCAGCAGUUACCCUUUGGCUGCAUCUCAGAGAAUGAAUGCAGAAACAGCAGUUCAUUUCUUCCUUACGGACUCCACAAUGUUUCCUGCUGCAACACUUCCCACUGUAAUAUCCCAGAGCUGGGUAAACCUAUGUGCAUGGCGUGCUCUGAUGAAAUGUGUUCAUCUGAGCGUUUAGUUUUCUGCUCCAAGAACGCACCAAUGUGUUACUCCCGCAUCAUCUACAACAACUACACAGCGAUGGACCCGCUGCAGUUCGCCUACAGGCCGGGCAUCGGAGUCGAGGACGCCAUCAUCUCCCUCCUCCAUUGCUCGCUGUCCCACCUUGAGAAACCCGGCUCCACUGUGAGGAUCCUCUUCUUUGAUUUCUCCAGUGCCUUCAACACCAUCCAGCCGCAGCUUCUCAGGGACAAGCUGGAGACAGCUGGAGUGGACUACGACCUGUCGGAGUGGAUCCUGGACUACCUCACAGACAGACCCCAGUUUGUGAGAACCAGGGACUACGUGUCGGAGGUCCUGACCUGCAGUGUGGGGGCCCCCCAGGGAACUGUCAUCGAGCCGUUCCUCUUCACCCUCUACACUGUGGACUUCAGACACAACACGGACGGUUGUGUUCUACAGAAGUUCUCUGACGACUCUGCCAUCAUCGGACUCAGCUCCGAGGACGAUGACACAGAGUACAGAGGAGUUAUACAGGACUUUGUGGACUGGUGUCAGCGGAACCACCUCCUCAUCAACGUGAGGAAGACCAAGGAGAUGAACCACCUCCUCAUCAACGUGAGGAAGACCAAGGAGAUGAACCACCUCCUCAUCAACGUGAGGAAGACCAAGGAGAUGAACCACCUCCUCAUCAACGUGAUGAAGACCAAGGAGAUGAACCACCUCCUCAUCAACGUGAGGAAGACCAAGGAGAUGAACCACCUCCUCAUCAACGCAGGGAAGACCAAGGAGAUGAACCACCUCCUCAUCAACUUCCUCCUUUCUGAGACCAGCAUCAGUGACAUCACACAGUACUAUGAUAGUUUUCUCCAGUCCAUUUAUUGA
Messenger RNA from Knipowitschia caucasica, 1248 nucleotides. NCBI's taxonomy places the organism in Eukaryota, Metazoa, Chordata, Actinopteri, Gobiiformes, Gobiidae. The record is from the annotation of a GenBank genome assembly.